Salmo salar (Atlantic salmon) is the source of this 1618-nucleotide messenger RNA. NCBI's taxonomy places the organism in Eukaryota, Metazoa, Chordata, Actinopteri, Salmoniformes, Salmonidae. The record is from RefSeq and is a predicted model, not a curated record.
AUGAAAUCAUCAGGUGUUGGCGCGGAGAAGGAGGAGGAGGCAGAUAUUAUUGAUGAUGAGGUGCGGGUGGCAUCCCCGCUCGCAUCUGUCUCCCCAAUCCCAGCUAGUUGUUCCACCGCAGCCCGAAGGGAUGCAUCCAAGACCUCUGUCACUGGCAGGAAUCGGAGUAAAAGACCAUGCAGGAGCUGUUCCCUGAGGAGUAAAACUUCUACCCCCACUCCUGGAUCCUGCCUGAGGAGUACAACUUCUACCACCGCUCCUGGAUCCUGCCUGGGGAGUACAACUUCUAUCCCCGCUCCUGGAUACUACCUGAGGAGUACAACUUCUACCCCCACUCCUGGAUCCUGCCUGGGGAGUACAACUUCUAUCCCCGCUCCUGGAAACUACCUGAGGAGUACAACUUCUACCCCCACUCCUGGAUCCUGCCUGAGGAGUACAACUUCUAUCCCCGCUCCUGGAUACUACCUGAGGAGUACAACUUCUACCCCCACUCCUGGAUCCUGCCUGGGGAGUACAACUUCUAUCCCCGCUCCUGGAAACUACCUGAGGAGUACAACUUCUACCCCCCGCUCCUGGAUCCUGCCUGGGGAGUACAACUUCUACCACCGCUCCUGGAUCCUGCCUGGGGAGUACAACUUCUAUCCCCGCUCCUGGAUACUACCUGAGGAGUACAACUUCUACCCCCACUCCUGGACCCUACCUGGGGAGUACAACUUCUAUCCCCGCUCCUGGAUACUACCUGAGGAGUACAACUUCUACCCCCCACUGCUGGAUCCUACCUGGGGAGUACAACUUCUACCACCGCUCCUGGAUCCUGCCUGGGGAGUACAACUUCUACCCCCACUCCUGGAUCCUACCUGGGGAGUACAACUUCUAUCCCCGCUCCUGGAUCCUGCCUGGGGAGUACAACUUCUACCCCCCGCUCCUGGAUACUACCUGAGGAGUACAACUUCUACCCCCCGCUCCUGGAUCCUGCCUGAGGAGUACAACUUCUAUCCCCGCUCCUGGAUACUACCUGAGGAGUACAACUUCUACCCCCACUCCUGGAUCCUAGCUGGGGAGUACAACUUCUAUCCCCGCUCCUGGAUCCUGCCUGGGGAGUACAACUUCUACCCCCCGCUCCUGGAUCCUGCCUGGGGAGUACAACUUCUACCCCCCGCUCCUGGAUCCUGCCUGAGGAGUACAACUUCUAUCCCCGCUCCUGGAUCCUGCCUGGGGAGUACAACUUCUACCCCCCGCUCCUGGAUCCUGCCUGGGGAGUACAACUUCUACCACCGCUCCUGGAUCCUGCCUGAGGAGUACAACUUCUACCCCCCGCUCCUGGAUCCUGCCUGAGGAGUACCAGCUUUUCUCCACACAGAACCCCGUCAGAAGAACCUGAGCCAUGUCCUCAUGCACCUGACCAACUACUCCCUCAACGUCCAGAGCGGGAACUUCGUCCACCCUGACAGCCUUUCGUCGGGAAACAAGCGCACCUUCUCCAGCGUGCUCUACCGCCUGGCCUCUAAAGGAGUGGACAUCAAGAAGGUGUGGUCAGACAUCAUCUCUCUGGUCAUCAAGAUGGUCAUCGCUCUGGUCCCUGAGCUCAAGGUCUACUACCUGGGUGACAUACUGCCUG